AAACAUUGGCUGUGGCUUUGACUUUGGUUUGGUUUUGGCUUUGGCUUUGGCUUUGGCCUCGGCUGCAUUGCCGCGAGGCGUUCCAUUUUUAUUUUAAACGACUGGCCGGAUAACAAAGAAAGUGAGAUCAAGUCUGCGAGAUCGUGGCGAAAGAAAAAGAAGCUUCGCGUUCGUGUGCGUGGUUAAUUCGAAAGAAACUUUUUUGCUUUUGGCCGCGGAACAGACAAAUGUCAAAUACCAAUAGACCGUCGUGGAACUAAGACGCGCCCGUCGCCCGUCAAAGACCCUAAGAAAAUGUCGCAAAGUGUCAUCCAAUCAACCCCACUUUUCGGGGCUUUAGUUCUGUCAAUUUGUCUAUUCAGCCAAGUGCAGUGCGAUGUGAACGAUCCGAGGCAAGCGCGGAUUAUGCAGUUUUUAAGUGAACCCCAACCCCACUUCAAUCACAACCGACCACCGGGUCCUGGCUUAUUGCCCCGGAUAAGAUCGCGUUCGGAUAACGUACCUCAUCUCUCGGGGAACCCAAACAAAUUCCUGAGAUCUCCGCAACCUGCAACCGUUCAGCACAUCAUGCGUCGCGAGCAUUUGGGCAACUUUCCUGCGAACGACCAGCACCGGAGAUACCACUUCGACCAGAAUCAGGCCGGAAGAUUCGCCCACGUGAAGGACACUCCUGUGCUGGACGUCGGAAAGAACCAGUUCCCACCGCAGUACCCUUCCGAGCAGUACAUACAGAACUUCAAGUCCUCGCCGCGCUUCAAUGGCAACGUGAUUAUGAAGGACCAGAAGCCAGUGUAUGCACCCAUUCAGCAGCACGCGAUCCCCGUCCAGGCCUCCCAAUAUCUGCACUAUCCCAAGCUCUUCGGGCAGCAGGGUGCCAGCUUCAGUGUGGUGCCUUCCCAGCAAACCGCCCUGCAAAACAGUCAGUUCCCCCAGGACCCGAACAGUUACUCCGUUUACGAGGACUCGGACAACCUGCCCAAGCAGGGACUCAGUCAGGGGGUCAACUUCCGCCAGGCAGUGCCUCCAGCCAAGGAGUCGAAGGAGGCGCAGGAGUACUUGCAGUUCAUGAGCACCAACGAGUACUUCCUGCCCAAGAGAGACCCCGAUUACAAGAAGCUGGAUGCCGAGCGAGACCAGCAGAAGCAGCCCCACCACCAGUAUCCGCUGCAAUACAAUCAGCAGCAUCAGCAGCAACCGCAGCAGCUGCAACUCCAGCAACUGCAGCUGCAGCAGCAGCGACCUCAGCAACAUCAGCAACCGCUAAAGCAGCACGUUCCCUAUAAGACCGGUGGUCUAGACAACUCUGCCUCCUCCAGUUACAACGAACCCAUACAAGUUUCCGAUUUGUUCUACCAGCAAGAUCCCGCUCCGGCGAAUGCGGCUGUAGUUCGCGGCAGCUACCAGGCUGGACAGGAUGUUUUUGUGGUGAAGUCCGAUGGCAACAAGGCGGUCAAGCAUGUAGUCUCUACGCCCAUGUCGGUCCAAACAUCCACUCAAACACCGCCGAAGAGCCAGCACCUGGCGAAGAGCCACAAGAGCUUCACGCCGGAACCUCUGCGGUUCGAGUUCACCGAGCAGGACGCCAUCAGGGGAUCCAUGAAGUACACCCAGUCCCCGCUGGCGAAUCAGUAUUACUACGAAACGGUGGCCCAGAGUGUCCGCGAACCCGCCAAAGCUUCUGCCCCGAUCCUCGAACUUAGCAAGCCCAUCAAGGAGUACAGUGACGAUCCGGAAGACAGUGCCGAUACUGAAGGUGGAAAACAGCAAGAGGAACCGAAGGUGCCAAAUGGAAUAAGUUCUUCACCUCCUGAUGAUCCAAAGGACACGGAAAGUUACUGUGAGAAAAUCUGUGCUAAUGUGUACGAUGAAAACGAUGAAAUCAUUUGUGGAUCCGAUGGAUAUAUGUACACGGGGGAAACUCAACUGCAGUGCUAUUCGUCUUGUCUCAACAUAAGUGUGACGAUAAAAAGUAAAGGAUCAUGCUCAUAAAAUACUAAAUACUAAAAUAAAAAAUUAUUUAUUUUAAUUUAAUGUGUUUUAGCGAUUACAAUAAUUUGACAACCAGUCAGGUAUAGUUCUCUGUUAUGCCUGACUUCUGUCAUUGGGAAUGGUAGGGUUUUGUUAAACGUGAUUUUGAUUUUGAUAAAGUAUAAGAAAUAUUGUGCAUUUUUAACUUUGCUAUCUAAGAGCAAAAAAAGUAAUCAAAUCAUUAAAAUACUAUAUGUGCAUGAAUAUUCCCAUUGCAUAUUGCAUAUUAACAUACGAUCCCAAAAAGAGUUCGAAAAAUAAGUUAUAGUAAUAAAUUAUAAAAUUAAAAAGUGCAAA
This is a messenger RNA of Drosophila ficusphila, 2325 nucleotides long. RefSeq names its product ataxin-2 homolog. NCBI's taxonomy places the organism in Eukaryota, Metazoa, Arthropoda, Insecta, Diptera, Drosophilidae. Gene Ontology annotation, molecular function: protein binding. The transcript is spliced from 3 exons. The record is from RefSeq and is a predicted model, not a curated record. Bases 295 to 1989 code for a protein of 564 amino acids.